AUGGAGUUCGGGAAUAUGGGCGGCAUGGCCUUGCAAAGGGAAGAACACUAUCCUGGCUAUGUAACCUCGAAGGGCGACGAGAUAGCCCAAGAAUCGAGCUCCAUUCGACCAGAAGAGUUUUAUGCCAGAUAUAUCAAAGCCAGGAGGCCAGUUGUUCUACGAGGAAUGUCCUCGCAAGAAGAAUGGGCUCGGAUGCAAAAACUGGCGGAUCUGUCAUAUUUGAGGCAGACUGCACGGUCGUCGACCGUCAAGAUCGAGCCCGUGAACCCCGCAACAGGGACAUUCGGCUCAAGCAUGCCGCGGCGCACUGUCCUUUUUCCUCGAUUCCUCGACAUCCUCUCGGACGAGACGCAGCGCGGCAAAUGGUAUCUCACUACACAAUACGAGGAAGAGGAUGCGAAGCCAGUGGAUCAGGAGUGGAACGCGGACAUGGAGAUCGUUGAUGAAACUCCUGUUGAACUCGAUCCUAUAUGUCCUCCCCCGACGGAUGCUCUCGUUGGCGAUUUCCCAAGGCGGCCGAAAAUUAUGGGCAAUCUCGUACUUCAACAGUCCAACUUAUGGAUCGGCAACUCGCCUGAAGGCUCGUCCUCUGGCCUCCAUCACGAUUUCCAUGACAACCUUUACAUUUUACUGCGAGGCCGCAAACGCUUCGUCCUCUAUCCUCCUUCUGCCUACCCGUAUUUGCACCUACGGGGGAAUAUAGAACGUCUGCACCCAAAUGGCCUUCUUUCAUACACCUUGCCUUCCGGCCCCACGAAGGUCUCCCUCACAUCGCCCUGUGGCGCAGCUACGCGAGCUGAUGGUCUCGAUCCACUCGACGCUGCGACAUGGCGUGUGCGAUAUUGGGACCGGAAGAUGCAGGAGAUGAAGGCAUCAGCCAAGGCCUCGACAGCAAAUGGACUAGGAAAGAGAGCGUCAUCGAAGGCGCUCGCGAAGCUGCAGGAGCGUUACGAGCGUGCAGUGGACGAUAUGAUGAUGCUGCAGCUUGAUGAGAUGGGCAGUGAAGGCGACGAGGAGAUGCUUGACGAAGAAGGGGCUUCAGGCGAAGAUGCUGAGGAGGAGAGUGACGAAGAUGCCGAGCCACUGUUCGGCAACCCCGACGCGGAGGAUUCAGACUUCGACGACGACUUCAGCAUGGGCGACGAUGCAGAAGAUAUCAUCAAGAAGCUUGGGGUAGAAGAAGAUAUAGAGGACGGCGAGGACCAGGAACCGCCGUCGUUCUCGCGCAUUGCGGCAUCUGCGCUCCACCGUCACCUUGGCUUAGCGACCAAUGAUACCUCCUCCAACGCGCAGUUCGGGAAGCAGUGGAAGAAAAAGAAGGAUAAGCACAAGGCCAAGCCCGAUCAUGCAGUUAACGAACUUCUUCCCUUGGCCGGCUGCCCUCCGCCUCUAGUGGUUAGCCUUGAGCCUGGAGACAUGCUGUAUCUGCCUACAAGCUGGUUCCACGAGGUAACGUCCUCGUCAGACGACAACGGAAGUACCCAUAUCGCUUUCAACUAUUGGUUUCACCCUCCGGACGGUUUUGUGGCCUCGUCGCCGUCGACGGAUACGGAAGAGUGGACGGGUAUUGACUGGGAACGUGGUAGCUUCGAGCGCCCCUAUCGAGACGGCGAAGUGUGGGAAGAGAUCGCCUUGGCUGUGGAGAGCAAGAUGGAUGAGUUGCUUGAGCAGCGACGCUCGAUGGACGGUAUGAAGCCCACAAACAAUGAGAAGAGAAAAGGGGAGGCAGAAAGGAAGAUACGGGCCGCUGCGCACGGCGAGAAGGGGAAACCGGGCGGUGAAAAGCUAUCAAAUGUCGGAACGAAGCAAAAGGCCUCUGGUAGCGGUGGGGAAGGUGGGCCAAUGAAGAAGAAGAGGACGGGCUAGGACGAUAUCCAUGACAUAUUGCUGCUGCUUUCAUCGC
Punctularia strigosozonata HHB-11173 SS5 is the source of this 1903-nucleotide messenger RNA. Its product is annotated as Clavaminate synthase-like protein. NCBI's taxonomy places the organism in Eukaryota, Fungi, Basidiomycota, Agaricomycetes, Corticiales, Punctulariaceae. The transcript is spliced from 6 exons. The coding region runs from base 1 to 1866 and encodes 621 amino acids. Gene Ontology annotation, molecular function: 2-oxoglutarate-dependent dioxygenase activity. The record is from RefSeq and is a predicted model, not a curated record.